AUGGUGCUGGCCACCAUGCCUCCGUUCUCGAAGAGUGGCCUCCAGGUACUUGCUGGCGAGUACCUGGCUGGUCCUCUUCUGAAGUGGGACGAGAUGUCCCUGUUCGACCAGCUGUUUGCUGCGGGCUCCGAGCCCGAAAUGUCUGUUCUGACCUGGGAGCUGACCGAGCUCCUUUGCAACAUGGUCAUUGUCGUGGGGCCCGGCUCCCCCCAAGCCUACCUCCUCCGUGUCGUCCUCGCUCCCGAGUUUGCGUGGUUCGGCUUGCACUGGGCAGGGAUGCCACACCCUGCCCAGGUGUCCACCUACUCCUCCGACCUCCUCGACCUCCUCCACUCCCGCCCCCUGGCCGCGUCUGUGGCCCUCCACCAAAACCUGGGGCUCGGCGACGAGUGGAAGACCCUCGUCGGUCGUCUGUGGGCUCACCUCGAGCCCUAUAGCUCCUACCUCCCCGCCGGCCAGCUGCAGCUCGCAGCUGGCAACGAAAAUGACAUUCUUUCGCGAAUGGAGGAUGUCGAGUAUCCUCCUUCGCCUGUUGAGGAGGAUUUUGGGGGUGUUCUGCCCAUGGAGGGCGUUGAAUUUGUCUCCGUCUCCGGUGUCUACAUCGACACCAUGAUCCGUGAUAUUUCUCCGGACAUGGAUGUCUGUGCGGAGCGUGGGACCGUGUCGGCCGCCCCCCCUGCUCCGAUGAUUGUGCCUCCCUCCCUCCCUCUGGUGGUGCCCUCCCUCCCUGCGGUGCCUCCCUCCAUUCCUGUGGUGCCGCCGUCCUUUCCUGUGGCCGCCCCCUCCACCAACAAGUACCGGCAACGCAUUAAAAUCCCAUCGAGUUUAGAUCCGCCCGACAACCCGGCAUCAGCGCGGGGAACUCUUGGUACACAAAAGCCAAAGCAGACAAAGAGUCGGAAUGGCUGCAUCACUUGCAAGGCAAAGCGGUUGAAGUGCGACGAAAUCAAGCCAUCAUGUCACCAGUGCGAAAGGCGAAAAGUCGAAUGUGGAGGAUACAAGAAAGACUUCAAAUGGAGACCAUUCGAAGAGAUCAACUUGGCUUCUGGGCGGCCUACAGUAACCAAAGCCAAGAAAGCAAGCCCUUCGUCCCACAAAGCUCCAUCUGCCGCCAAUAUUGAUCAGAGCUUUCCUACUCCUCCAACGACUGAACAAUCGGCAUCACCAAUUCGCAUACAGUCCCACAAGUUUGAUGGCUCUCGUUCGCCUCCAGGCUCUCCUUUGCAUAGCUCGCCCAUUAGCAUCAAUAGCUUUCUAUCUAUUGAAGCACGCUCCCUUGAAGAUCUACCUCUCAUACGAGAAGAUGUUUCCAUGGCUGAGUGCACCGAGCCUCCCCUUGAUAUCAACGUGUCAUUGUCCGCCGACUCUCCCCCUUUCAAUUUUCUCUCCUUUGUGGAUCCCUUCCAGGAUUCUCUGUCGCUCGCAAACUCGCUGGUUUCUGAUGUUGAUGCUGGUCAUGCUAGACAUAUGCCUUUUGGUCCAGCGCAGCCAGAUCACGAUGCAUCGAGGCUGAGUUUCUCCCAGCUAUUGGAAGAUGAAAAUGAUGACAUUGAGGAGAUCAUCCGGAAGUCAGAUCCAGGACUGGGACCCUGGAACUUCACCUUUCCAGAGCGAGAUUCUUUCAAUAUCGACCCUCCAAGCAUGUCGGACAACCCAACCCUAGCACCCGAGAGUCCAGAAAUGCUUGUGUUGCGGUUUGAUAAGCUCACAUGUGGCAUUUUGUCUAUCAAAGAUGGUGCAUUAGAGAAUCCGUGGCGAACACUCAUUUGGCCGUUAGCAAAAGAUACGCCUGCACUUCGCCAUGCCAUCUUUGCUCUGACGGCUUUCCACUCGGUCAAGCAAAGCCCCCAUCUUCGGGCCCAAGGAAAUAUGAGGGCGGAUGCUGCGCUAGCGACUAGUCUGGCAUUGGCAUUUGCCGAUACUUGGGACCAACACACUCGCACAUGCAUUCAACAUUUGCGAGGCGCAAAAACAUUAAUGUGCCAGGUAAUCGCGUCCGGCAUGCAUGGGGGUGUCACCGACAAAGAGCUAGAUCGGAUCAGGUUCCUCUAUAACACAUGGUCCUAUAUGGACGUGAUUGCACGACUAACUUCUUUGGACGAGUGUGGUCCUCAAAAUUGGGAUUCCUCAAUCUUUGAGCUUCCGAGUGACACAGUCCACGAUAUUGAUCCGUUGAUGGGCUGUGCAACUUCUCUAUAUCCUCUCAUGAGUCGGGUGGCGAAGCUGAUCCAGCAUGUGCGGAAGAGCUCGUCGAACACAGUGUCGGUUGUGGCUCAGGCCAUGGAACUCAAAGCUCUUGUCGAGCAAUGGGAGCCACCGCAAUGGUUUGAGCCACCAGAUGACCCAAAUUCCGAGGUUCAGCAUAGCAUUCAAGUUGCACAUGCCUAUCGCUGGGCUACUUUGUUGUACCUGCACCAGGCAGUUCCAGAGAUACCAUCCGAGCCAGCCGAUGAAUUAGCAAAGAGGGUCCUGAUCUUGCUUGCCACUGUGCCCUAUACCUCCCGGACUACUAUCAUACAGAUGUUCCCUCUUCUAGCAGCUGGCGCUGAGGUUGACACCGACGAUGACCGAAAAUGGGUCUUGGAUCGAUGGACCACAAUUCAGUCUCGCUUGAUGCUGGGUGGUAUAGACCGCUGUUUGGAGGUGUUGAAGGAAGUCUGGGAGCGCCGCGACGCAAUGAAUGCUAGAAAAGAGCGUGAAAUAGCUAGUUCGCGAGCUGCUGAGUCUUUUUCAUCAGGAGACAGGGAGAAAAUGAGCUCAUCCCUGCCAACCGAUUUCCACAAAUACAGUCUCAAUGGUUCCCACAAGGGCCCAAUCGGAGGAAGAUCAGUGCAACCUACAUCGAGGUUUGCGCGACGGGGUUCCGCACUCGCGUCGCUUGAAAAUAUUGAAUUUGAAAGAACUGUGCGUGGCAGAUUGCACUGGGUGAAUGUUAUGGCUGAGUGGGGAUGGGAAGUUUUCCUUGGCUAG
Messenger RNA from Penicillium expansum, 2970 nucleotides. Its product is annotated as Zn(II)2Cys6 transcription factor. Lineage: Eukaryota; Fungi; Ascomycota; Eurotiomycetes; Eurotiales; Aspergillaceae. The record is from RefSeq and is a predicted model, not a curated record. Gene Ontology annotation, biological process: positive regulation of transcription by RNA polymerase II. Gene Ontology annotation, cellular component: nucleus. Gene Ontology annotation, molecular function: transcription cis-regulatory region binding; DNA-binding transcription factor activity, RNA polymerase II-specific; zinc ion binding. The transcript is spliced from 7 exons. The coding region runs from base 1 to 2970 and encodes 989 amino acids.